AUGGGAGGAGUGAAGGUUCUUCUUCACGUUCUACACCGAGAUCAAGAUUUAACCGAAGACGGAACUAUUGCAUGGUCAACCUUGUACAACAAUUAUAUCGAAGAGAUCAACGCUUAUCUACUUGGGUCACCUAUAGACGAUGAAGAAGAACUAUUUCUUACUGAGAUGGGUCAAAAACCAAAUUUCGAUUGCUCUUCCGAUCUAGGUUCGCGAGACAUGGAUCGGAAUCAUGACUGGAUUAACGAUCCAAGGGAACGAUAUACGGACCUUGUGGAUAUUGAUACGUUUUUAAGUAGAAAUCCUAAAAUUGACGAAGGAGAAAACGUAUUAAUGGACUAUCAAAACGUUAAAUGUCCCGCCAUUACUAGCUCAGAGGGUGAAAGAGUUGUACCAAUUGCACCAAUUAGACGUACUGUACCUGGAAUAGUAAAUCUGGAGCUCCUUGCAAAUUCCAUGUCUCGGGUAUGCACUCUUGAAGAUCUCUUCAAACCGUUCAAUUUCGAGAGACUCCAGCGUAUUAAAGACUGCAAAAGAUUAUGUAAUAAAGCAAUGUUAGAUCAAAAAAACAGAAGGGAAGAACAAUCAUUAUUUGAUAAAAUAGAAUCGCCACUGGAAGCAACAGCAACACACCGGAAUAAAGAGACUGAUCCAAAUGAUCGUGCACGAGUAGGAUUUAAAGUUGACGCAAUAUUUGAAUACCAGGAUAUCAGCUGGACUCCAGUUAUUGAAUGUAGGAGGCUUAUGGGUGGAUGCUACAGAAAAACUAACAGGCGUAAAUGCAAAUGGUAUAGUUUGAUGGGUCUUACUGUAGUUGGUCGCAAGAUUAGAGUAUGUGCGCUUGCUACUACCGGUGGGCUAUUCCAUUUAGUCCUAAUGCAUGAAUGUCUUCUCCCAACUUCAUGA
This is a messenger RNA of Rhizophagus irregularis DAOM 181602=DAOM 197198, 903 nucleotides long. The record is from RefSeq and is a predicted model, not a curated record. NCBI's taxonomy places the organism in Eukaryota, Fungi, Glomeromycota, Glomeromycetes, Glomerales, Glomeraceae.